CCGAUAGCAACUGUGGCUUUUAGAAGAUGUCUGAGGUGGCUCCAGUUCUCCCCGAAGGAGGCCCCUAACAGCAGUCAGUCUGUCAGUGUGGAGCACAACUACUGUUUGAGGGAACUGCUUCUAUUUCUAUCAUGACUACAGCAAAUGUGACACCUCUGUUGCACAGUGUUAAACAGUGGCGUUUGGAAUGUUUAGGGACAACAAGCCUCAGUUCAAAUCAGACAACAGAAAUGUUGCAUACUCGAUUCAGCUCUUGGACACCUACUGAAAACAAAUCUCUUAAUGAGCAGCUCUUUCAGGAAAGAAUCAGGCUUAUAAGCCAUUGGUUUGACAUGUGGACUGACAAGCAGCGUAAGCAGUUUCUCCACCGGAUAUUAUUGAAAUGCAGCACAUCACAGUUGAAGUUUGCUGGAAAAUGGUUUAUAGAAAAUACCCCAGUGGUCAAAGUGGACUUCACUACCUUGCUGCCACGUUUCAUAUCUUUGUACAUAUUUUCGUUUCUGAGCCCUAAGGAACUAUGUGCAGCAGCUCAAGUAAACUGGCACUGGAAGUUUUUAACGGAACAGGAUUGUCUGUGGAUUCCAAAAUGCAUUCGGUUUGGAUGGUUUCUUCCCUACAGUCCUGCACAAAAUGAAUACAGUGCUUGGAAACAACAUUACAUUGCUUGUGCAACCCACUUGGGUGGCUUCACUCCCAGGGAAACUACAGAAACAUAUGAGGCUCUCAAUGGACCUGAAACAGAAAAUGAGGAGCAAAAAGAGAGAGUACAUGAAAAAUGGCUACAAAAAGUCAUUCGAGAGAGACUGGCACUACGCAAGAAGAAAUUGUUGAAAACUCGUCCACCUUGGCUAAGUGGAACACAGAGUUCCAAAUUUUUCAAACCAGGAUUUCAACCAUACUUGUCUCAAACUCUUCAUGGCCUAGUUGUAUCACCGGAAGCAUUGUUAUUAAUGAAGAAGACAGCAUCCUCAAACUAUAUGCUUUCAGAACAAGUUUCCAAAGAAGUCAAAUCUGUACCAAGCAUCAGUCUGGUAACUGAGAAGGAUGUUGUAUUAGCCUCCUUAAAAUCUUUGCCAAAAAGAAAGAAUGUUGCUGGGAGUGACUGUUAUCCGGUUUUACCUCACAAACAUCUUCUGACUGUUUCCCAAAGAUAUGCCAAUAUGGCAUAUCUUCUCCAGCCACGCUUGGUCUUAAUAUCAUCCCAAGUUCCAGCUUAUGAGAUGAUUGUGCACAGCGUUAAACCUGGAGUAAUCCCGCUAGUAUACGAACAUCAUGGCACAACAUUGGAAAACCUCUUUUAUUAUGUAGAAAAAGAAUUGGAUAGCCGAACAGCAAAGAGUAUCGGGAUUGUUAGCAAUGGAGAUUCCAGAGGGAUUGAUUUACUUCAGGGGUAUAGAAUCAGCACCAAGAACCUUCUUCAUCCUGAGGUGAGAGAGUUCUGGAAGAAGUUAGGAAGCUGUGUCACCUCGCAACAAGAAGGUGGCUAUGUAGACAUUUUUCUUCCUCUGGCAGCAUCAGAAGCAGGAAUUGAGCUCCUUUCCCAGCUGUCUCGUCUAACUGGAGUAUUCUUCAGAACUCCCACAGGGAUAGUAACUGGAUCAUAUCAGCACAUCCUCAGUGAAUGGUUGGGAAAUGAGAAAGACAACCUUCCACCUUUCCUGUACUUCACUGAAGAAAAACUGCAGAUAUGGCUGAGAUUAACAGAACUCUUAGAAGAUACACUGAAGACUGUCAGGAAACAUGUGAGACCAAGCUUGUAUGAUUUACAGAUGAAAAUGACUGACAGGAUUAUUGGUCAGAUUGUAUUUGAUGCCAUGAACUGGUCUGAAGUUCAAGACAACCAAGAAAUAGUUAAGGCUUUGAGCGAUGGAUUAAUUGAACUCUCAAGAGGACACUACGACAAUCCUUUGGAAUUUUUAUCAUGUUUCCUGUUCAAGAAAAAUAAUAAAAACAAGGAGCUCACAAGACAGGUUUUUUUGACUGAAUGCAAUCCAGAAGCAAGUGUUGGAGCAUCAAUUAAGAGUGGGAAACUUCAGGAGAACACACCAGAGAAACGAGAAAGAUUUGCCAGGGAACUCUUGAUCAGUGAGAAGAAUUAUGUCCACGUGCUGGAAACUAUAAGAGAUGUUUACACUAAGCCUCUGAAAGCAGCUUUAGCAUCAAAUCGACCCAUCCUAAGCUAUGCCAACGUUCAGAUAAUCUUCUCUGAUAUUUUGGACAUCUUACAGCUCAAUAGGUGGUUUUUGGCACAAUUAACACAAAGACUUAAGGAAUGGAGCCCAGCCUCAAACUUAGGAGACAUAUUCAUUAAAUUUGGCCAGCAGUUGCAACCAUACACAAACUUCUUCAACAAUUAUGCAGUAAUUCUGAAAACAAUUGACCAGUGCAGGGAGACAAUUCCACUAUUCCGCGCUUUCUUGAAGAGGCACGAUAAGACUGUCAUUACCGGCAUGAGGAGCCUACAGGAACUUCUGCUGUGCCUAUCUAAGAGGUUUGAAGAGUAUAUUGUACUCCUUUAUGCUUUGAGACUUCACACUCCAACAGAACACACUGACCGUGAAGAUUUGACUUCUGCAAUUAAGCAAAUACAUCAAUACAAAGGUUACAUAGAUCAGCUAAAGCAGAAUGGGGGCAGAGAUGAUCAGAUAUUAACUACACAAAGACUCAUCCAAGGAUGUCCUCAGUUAUUGAAAGCCAGCAGGUACCUAAUUAGGACACAAGAUGUAGCUCAGCUACGCUGCUGUUCUGAGAAAGUUGGUGCUCCAUUCAGGCUUUACGAACAUACCCAUGAUCUCAGCCUUUUCCUUUUCAACGAUAUAUUGGUUCUCUCUCGACGAAGCAUCUCUCACAAAUCUUUUGAAUGGAGUGUAAAAGUGACUCACCAGUUUUUAGAGGUGGUGACACUUCAUCAGCUCUUUGUUGAAGAUAUUCCAGAGUCCAAAUAUAUAAAGAAUGCUUUUCUUCUACAAGGGCCAAGGCAUCAAUGGAUUUGUUCUACAGAGGAAGCUGACAAGUUCCCAUGGCUUUCUGCAUUACAAAGAACAAUCAUCUGUAACAUUGAAGAGAAUGGAAGCAGCUUUUAAGAUUUAUAAUAGCCAGCAACAUGAUUUCAUGCCCGCUACACCUUUAGGACACAGAAAACAAGUCUAUUUCCUAUUAAUCUUUGUUCAGAUCCACUUCUGAUUAAGUAAAUGACAUGAAAAAGUUAAGUGGUGUAUCCAUAGGAACUUAACUAAGAGUAUUAAAAGCUUUGCCAGUAAAAAACUGUAACUUCCUUUUUAAAAGGAUGAUUUUUCUUUUGAAUACAGAAUAAGGAAGCAGUCUUUUAAAUACUGGACUGACACCUGGCCAGUACUAGAAAGGUGGUGCCUUAAACAGUCUUCCAAAAACAGUCACAAUGUCUACACACUUGCCGUGCUCCCAGUAAACGGGUGUUCUGUACUAUCAGACUACAAACCAAGCAAUUUCUGCAUGACUUACUCUGCAUCCUUGUCAUAUACAUGGAUGAAUACACAUUUCUCAUACAUAAUACAAACAGAACAGAGUUUUUCAGUAUCAACAGCAUUACAUGAGAUGUAUUCAUUCAUGCACUAACCAAACUUAAUUGGAUUCUUCUUGAUACAUCAAAUAAAUGGAUUACCUGGUUUUGUUCUUUUUGUAAAAUGCUACAUGUU
Eublepharis macularius is the source of this 3674-nucleotide messenger RNA. RefSeq names its product epithelial cell transforming 2 like (gene ECT2L). The record is from RefSeq and is a predicted model, not a curated record. The transcript is spliced from 22 exons. Lineage: Eukaryota; Metazoa; Chordata; Lepidosauria; Squamata; Eublepharidae. Bases 132 to 3083 code for a protein of 983 amino acids. Gene Ontology annotation, molecular function: protein binding; guanyl-nucleotide exchange factor activity.